AUGGUGAAAGUCCCAUGGCAGGAGAUUGCCAAACAGGCCCAGGCACAGCGCGACAAGUCAAUCGAUCAGAUACAGCCCCCUAUUCCCGCGGUCCCAAGCCCAGAUGAACUUCCGUUGAAUGUGACUUCCAUUCCACGAGAGCUGUUGAAUGAAGCAGAGCUCAAAAUCACGGAAUCGCCUCCGGAGGAACUUUUGAAAUUCUUGGCUUCAGGGGAGCUCAGCAGCGUUGACGUGACGACUGCCUUCUUGAGACGUGCGGGCAUUGCCCAGAAGUUGACGAACUGUGUGACCGAGGUCCUUCCACACAGUGCGAUUCAACGAGCCAAAUAUUUGGACGACUAUCUUGCCGAGCACAAGAAACCCAUCGGGCCUCUGCACGGCCUCCCAAUCAGUGUCAAAGAGCACAUUGGGAUCAAAGGAUUGGGACACAACGGCGGGUUUGUGGGAUGGUGGGACCGUGUGGCGCCGGAAGACGCACAUAUCUUGCAACUGUUCCAGAACGCCGGAUGUGUGUUAUACGUGCGCACCACGCAGCCGCAGUGUUUGAUGCAUCUAGAGACGGCGAACAACCUCUAUGGGACAACAGUGAAUCCCUACAACCGAAACCUAACGCCCGGAGGCAGUUCUGGUGGUGAGGGAGCCUUGAUCGCUCUCAAGGGCAGUCCGCUCGGCAUCGGCACCGACAUUGGCGGCAGUAUCCGCUCGCCAGCAGCCAAUUGUGGCAUUUGGGGUUUCCGACCAUCCUCAUACCGCUUACCGCUCGGAGGGCUGACGGCGCCCAUGGCGGGCCAGGAACAGAUUGUUCCUGUCAUCGGGCCGAUGAGCGCCAGCUUUGAAGGAUGCCACAUCUUUAUGAAGACCCUGAUUGACCAGCAACCGUGGCUUGAUGACCCGUCGCUGUUGCCGAUGCCGUGGAACUACACUCCGAACCACAGCAACAGCAGCACCGCCAAAAGCUAUCUGACCAAGCCAGACGGGACCAAGAGACUCAAAAUUGGUGUUUUAUGGUCCGACGGCGUUGUCCAGCCCCACCCACCCGUGUCCCGGGCACUACGCGAGGUGACUACCAAGCUGCAAUCCACAAGCAACAACAGUGGCAUCGAGUUCGAGUUUGUGGAUUGGAAACCCCACCGUCAUGAUCAGGCGUGGGACAUUAUUUCCAGCAUGUAUUUUUGUGAUGGGGCCGCGCAGGACCGGGCGGCCAUCGCCUCCAGCGGCGAACCCUGGCUGCCUCUGUCGGAAUUCAUCAUCAAGGAGCAACCAGGUGUCAAGGAGUAUACUGUUUCUGAGGUGUGGGGGCUCACCAUCCAGCGAGAGGCGUACCGCGCCGAGUAUGCCAAAGUGUGGAAUCAGUCCAAGGAUUUGGAAACGUGGGGAGACGGAAACGACGCCACAAAGGCAGAACAGAAGCCUAAGCUUGAAUAUCCUGUCGAUGUCAUCUUGUGUCCCGUCGGUCCUGGCGCCGCCCCGCCUCUCAACCACUCCAGAUACUGGGGUUACACGGCUCAAUGGAACCUGCUCGACUAUCCGGCCAUGGUGUUCCCCGUGACACAGGUUGAUCCGGCCAAGGACAAAGUCGAUGAGUCGUAUAAGCCGCUCAACGCCCAGGACGAGUGGAAUUAUAAUCUCUACUCGCCGGACAGAUAUGUCGAUGCUCCGGUGUCCUUGCAGCUGGUGGGAAGAAGGUAUCAGGAUGAAAAGGUCUUUGAGGCCAUGGAGGUUAUCAAGAAGGCCGUUGGUGGUCAGUUGCCGCUUGAGCCCUUUAGAUAG
This is a messenger RNA of Exophiala dermatitidis NIH/UT8656, 1770 nucleotides long. Its product is annotated as amidase. The record is from RefSeq and is a predicted model, not a curated record. The transcript has 2 exons. NCBI's taxonomy places the organism in Eukaryota, Fungi, Ascomycota, Eurotiomycetes, Chaetothyriales, Herpotrichiellaceae. The coding region runs from base 1 to 1770 and encodes 589 amino acids.